This is a messenger RNA of Seminavis robusta, 1764 nucleotides long. Lineage: Eukaryota; Bacillariophyta; Bacillariophyceae; Naviculales; Naviculaceae. The record is from the annotation of a GenBank genome assembly.
AUGUCUUUAUUAUCAGAUUCUAGUAGUAGUGGUCUUUUGGGCAGUGUCAAGUCAGAGAUUGAGACGUCACUGUCAUCGUGGAAGAAGACGCCGGAUGUGCUGCUGCCAUCGGCUGUACAAGUCUAUCGUCAAGGACUCUUGUUGGCAGAUCUCAGUACUGACAAUAAGAUCUUUUCCAUUUACCAGACGCUCUUGACGCAACUUCCCAAGUCGCAUUUACGCCAUGUGCUGGAAGAUCUUCACGACGCCUUUGUCAAGACAUUGCAACGUUAUGUGGAUAUCAAUACAGAUGGAGAUGAUGAAGAUCAACCACCAGUAUCUCUAGAAGAUGUCCAAACAGCCAUUCGAGCCAUGUACGGUCUCUAUUGUCAUCACGAAACUGCACAGGUCCUCUUGGCGGCGGCAUCGGGACAUGCUGUGGCAGGAUGGUCAGACUCCAAGAUGCAGUGCAUGGAUGCCGUCUACCAAACACUCAAGAAACAGCAGCAAUCAGUAUCCGACACUCAAAAACACUUGCUGUCACUAAUGGCCGCAUUCUUGGAAGAACCAACGGUGGAGUACGAACAGUUUCUUCCAUCCAUUCACCAAUUGCAAGAACGAGCGCACCAACACGAAACAUCCACCUGGGAAGAGUUGCUACUCUACAAACAGCAACAGCAAACACCUCAAUCCUGGAAGGACCGCAUCAUGGCACGAUUUACGGAACCAGUACAACAGACGUACUUGCGGUCCAUGUUUACCGUGGAAGAAGAACAGUCACCACUGACACAACAAUCCAAACAAGAACAAAAGCCAACGCCACAAAAGCCAUCCAUUGUUGUCUCACCCUAUGACACGAUUCAACGAUUGGUUCAACAAGUCAAAUCCGUAUUUCCACAUUUGGGAGACGGAUACAUUGAAACGGCACUCUCGCAUUAUCAAGGAGAUGUCGAACGCACCACAUCCGCCUUGCUGGAUCCAACCGGUUUGCCCGCCGUCCUCCAACGACUCGACCCCCAAUUGCCCGGGCGAUGGAAAGGACCCACGCCACAGCAAACGGCACACGCCGAUCAAGAAGCACGACGCAUUACCCAAGAAACUGUUCGUGUCAUGGAGGCACAAGAAGAAGCUGCGGCACAAGCACUUCAACAAGUGGUCGCUAGCAGCACUAGUAGAAAUGAAUAUGACGAUGACUAUGACGAUCAAUACGAUGAAUUGGAUGGAUUCAUGAGCAAUGAUCAUGGACUCUACGAUGAUUAUGAUGCCGUACGAACAUACAAUAAAAUGAUGAAACAAGUCGAAGAAGAACAGGCAUUUUGGCAAGAGAAUCGAAAUGAGAAUCGUGCUCAUCGACGAUCUUCCAAAACAAGUGGUGGAGAAAAAACCUAUCGAGGUCCCGACAAGGGCAGAGGUGGUCGAAUUCCCAGACCUCAUCAACAGCAACAACAAUCGACCAGCAAUGACACUGAUGACGACGAUGAUGACAAUAAUAAUAACAGCAAUGACGACACGGCCAAGAAUCAAGGCUUUAUGAGAGGUGGGGGCGCUGGUGCACCCCGAGGAGGCGGUGGGCGUGGACGAGGAGGCCGUGGUGGUCGCGGUGGAAGAGGACGUGGACCACGGGGUGCCAGAGGAGGACAAGGUGGUAACAACAACAACAACAACAACAAUGAGCCGUCUGGAGGAGGCGGUGGUCGUGGUCGAGGCAGUGCGCGUCACAAAAAGAACAAACUGGAUUCUCGUCGUAACAAACAAAAGGACGCAGCUGCAAAACGGAGCGGAUAG